GAUCGGUUAUUAUAGAGUGCGGAGGCUGCGCGUGCGCACUCCUCGAGCAGAGCAUACAGCGCGCAGACAGCAUACGCAGCCGCGAUUCCUCGUAUGACAGAGACGCGCAACUUGUGAUCCGAGUGUUACAUUUCAUUGUGUAUUUAUUUUACACAAACAAUUAUAUUUUGUGCUGUUUUGUGUACUUGUGUUGAAGAUGAACGGUGCAAGUUCUUCAUACAACAUGUCCUUCGUUGACUCGUACAAGAGGUUUAUGGAGAGGAACAGUGAUCCUCGAACGGAGAAUUGGUGGCUGAUGUCAGGUCCGGGGCCUCUGCUAACCCUGUUGGCUACGUACCUGUAUUUCUGCACGUCAGUGGGCCCGCGCUAUAUGAGGGACAGGAAACCCUUCUCCUUGAAACAACCCAUCAUCGUCUACAACAUCACACAAAUCCUCAUGAGCAUUUUCUUAGUAUACGAGGGUCUAGUCUCCGGCUGGUGGAAUGAUUACAACUUUAGCUGUCAGCCCGUGGAUUACUCCUACGACCCUAAGGCAUUCAGAAUGGCGGGAGCUGUUUGGUGGUAUUUCUUCGCGAAGAUCAUCGAACUUCUUGAUACAGUAUUUUUCGUUCUUAGGAAAAAGAACAGACAAAUAUCAUUCCUGCAUCUUUACCAUCACACCAUGAUGCCGAUCUGCGCUUGGAUUGGAGUUAAAUUCUUGCCAGGAGGUCACGGAACUCUGCUGGGUGUAAUCAACUCCUUCAUCCAUGUCAUUAUGUAUACUUACUACCUGAUCUCAGGUCUUGGGCCUCAGUACCAGAAGUACAUCUGGUGGAAGAAGCACCUCACCAGUCUCCAAUUGGUACAGUUUGUGAUCGUGUUCUACCACAACUUCGUGGUGAUGUUCUGCGAUUGCAACUAUCCGAAGUCGAUCAACUUCCUACUGGCACUAAACGCUGGUCUAUUCCUGUAUAUGUUCGGUAAUUUCUACUACAGAAGUUACGUCAACAUUGACUACAAGAAGACUGACGCAAUCACCACACGGGCAAAGAGUAACGGAGUCAUCGCUAACGGCAAUGGAGUCGUCGCUAACGGCAAUGGAGUCGUCGCUAACGGCAAAGGAGUCGUCACUAACGGCAAUGGUGUUGUCGCUAACGGCAAUGGCGUUGUCGCUAACGGCAAUGGCGUCGUCGCUAACGGCAAGACGAAAGAAUGCUAGCGAAUAAUAAUGCUCAUUAAUUUAAGUAAUUUUAUGUGAUGUUAUGUAGAUAAUAUUUAGAUUAAAUUAAUCUAAAAUAAAUUUUUAAGACAACAAAAAGUGCUGUAUUUUAUAAUGAAAUGUAAUAUGUAAGCGGUACAAUGCAAACGUUUGAAAUAUGUGACAAAAAUAAAAUAUGUUUUUAACAGAUAUUUUCCACCGAAUUUGCUUUUAGUUAUAAAGAUUUUUGUUUACCAUCCACA
This is a messenger RNA of Papilio xuthus (Asian swallowtail), 1440 nucleotides long. Its product is annotated as elongation of very long chain fatty acids protein AAEL008004-like. The record is from RefSeq and is a predicted model, not a curated record. The transcript is spliced from 7 exons. The coding region runs from base 197 to 1198 and encodes 333 amino acids. Lineage: Eukaryota; Metazoa; Arthropoda; Insecta; Lepidoptera; Papilionidae. Gene Ontology annotation, molecular function: fatty acid elongase activity. Gene Ontology annotation, cellular component: endoplasmic reticulum membrane. Gene Ontology annotation, biological process: fatty acid elongation, saturated fatty acid; fatty acid elongation, polyunsaturated fatty acid; fatty acid elongation, monounsaturated fatty acid.